UGAAGAUUUGAAUCUUUCAGUCUUACUUAAGUUAAGUUUGGCAGCAGCCCCACGGCUGCCCUAAAGUAUGCUAAUUCAAUGUUUUAUUUGCUCUAAAUAAAGGCUUUGCUACAAAGGUCUCCCGCUUCAGCUGCCAACAUGAAAUGUUUGAAAGUGGACGAGUACGUAAAGCGGAUCGCUUCUGUGGAAGAGACGGAGCAUUUACUUCAAGAACUAGAGGAUUAUGUGAAGCGUCGACCAGGCCUUCAGGGUCGCACGCUGUGUGACAGGGUCAUCAGAGCCUGUAACCAUCAACUUGGAGUUGGAUCUCUUGACUUUGACCAUGUCAGUCAGUUGGUAAAGCUAGUGGAGCUUUCCCUUAAUGGCUAUGAUAUUUCUGCAGCACUUGUUCCUCAGAGCAGUCCACUGUACAUGGAAAAGAUUAUUUUCCAUAUUGUCAAGAAGCUAAGCUCCCUAGAAGCCCACAUUCUAUGCAGCUAUGUAUCUGGGUUGCUUUACAGCAGGCUUACCACUGCACAACAGGCGGAGGACUACUAUGUUCUUUUGCGGAGCUGCUUCUCAGUGCUCUGGACUGGACUCUCUGCUGCCAAAGACAGGAAAAUCCUGAAUCCCCGGGAUAAAUUCCACUGCCAGAUGCAAGCUCUGAGCUUUCUCCUCUUGUUGGACACAGAAAGUGCAACUACCUCCUUCUCAAAAGCUCCCAUUUACACAGAGGAUGCCAUUGCUGAAUUUGAGAGUAGCUGUGGAGCGGUGACCAAUGAGGAUGCUUCCUUUCUUCUCCAGGAAGUGCGCUCACUUUUCAACAAAUGCCAGACUGGUGGUCAAGGCUUGGAGGGGGAUGAGGCCAGGCAGUGUAUUGAGAAAUCAAGUGUAUAUGUGCGUUCUGAAAUGCUGCUGAUUAUAGUUAAGGUGCUUUGUAAAGCUGGGCACUACGAUCUGGCCUCCACCUUCCUGAAUGAAACUGAGAGCAAGGUCAGGGACUGUGCUGACUGUCAGUGUACAGCUCUGUUGCUUGGCAAGUGGGUAGUAAAAGUUCAUUCAACAAUGAAGUCUGGUGAGGAGAAUGCCCAGGCUUUGACAGAGUGUGCCAGAGUCUUGAGGUCUCUCCCGGAGGACCUGGGGGGCAGAGAAGCUCAUGCAGUUCUGGAAGGGUGCGCACUCGUGGUGUGGGCUGUUGAGAAUGGUCACAACAAGGGGUUAAGUGGUCCUGUACUCCUUGCCUGGUUUUCUUUCCUUGAGGAGCAACAAGAGCUAAUUUUAAAAAUGCUAAAGAGGAAUUUGACAUGCCAGGCUGAGAGCAGCAGACUGCAACAGGCCCUUUGUUUCAGUAUUUACCAAGGCUUUGUAUUUGCUUAUGAGAGUAUGCUCGCAUCACAGUUGGAGAACAGUGAUACACUGGACAGAGUGCUGCUGUACUGCCAAGCCACAGCUGGACAGAUGAUGACUGAACUGCGCAAGCUGUCUAGUGAAAGCCUUCUCAUCAAAGCAGUUAUUGCUGUGAGCAACUUAGUUUGUGGAUUGUACAACCGGCGCCUCUAUGACCAGGCGUUCACGCUAGUUGAGAUCCUCUGCAGGGAUCUAUGCAAGAAUUGCCCUGUCUCGCUCUCUGUUGAUAGGUUGAGCAGACCCUUCAUGCUGGCUGUUCAGACUUCUCGGCGUGCUGGACAACUGGAGCGAGCACUGGACUGGGUGAUUCUGUGGCUGAAAGCUCUGGGGGACAACGUUCCUACACAUAUGGCUGAACCGGUCUCUCUUUGGGUGAAAACGAAGACUGAUGCGGCACGUAACUCUGAGGAGGACAUCCGACUCAGGACAUUGCGUGAUGGUUUUGGUCCUGACGUCCCUGAUGAAGGAGUAAUGCUGUGCCUUUUGGAGGAAGAGCUGCGUGCCUAUAAGGAGGUGGCAGGGGAUACCGCUCAGGAGCGUUACAACACACUCUGCGAUCUGUUGGACAUCUGCCAUGAAGGGAGCUCCCACACUCACCUACGUGCUGUCUACCUCUGUGAAAUGGCCCAAGUUGUGUGUUUCCAGGAUUUCAGUGAACAGACUGACUGCUCUGCAGUUGAUUUUACCCAUGAAGCUUUACGCCUACUGGAAGAAGAACGAGAGACUGCAGAGAAUGCUGACAGACUGAAGGAUGACAAGGCCCAUGCUUUACUUUGGCUGUAUAUCUGUACUCUUGAGAAGAAUCUUCAGGAGGCCAUUGAGAAGGACAAAAAGCUGCGAGAGUUGCGUGAACAGACACGGUGUGUGGCCAAUCCCAUAGGAACCAAUGAUUUUGAUUAUGAAGACAAGCAGAAGACACAAGACAACAUUAUGGUCUAUGAAGGCCUGCAUUUCAACCUGGCUGCAGAGAACAAAUUGUGCAAACCUUUGGAAAGAGCCCUGGAUGAGUGGUCUGCUCUUCUGCAGAGUCAAGUUCUGCCCUCUGUUAGGAACCCCAAACAGACCUGUAGCUCCAUUGCUUUGACUGCAGCUCUCUUCAGACUCAUGGGAAAGCCUCUAAAGGCUUUGGAAGCUUACCGACUUGCUAUUGGACUUUCACAUCAUCUUGCUGACUCCCACAGUCGUGCCAGCUUCCUCUGUCAAUCAACCAGCCUCCUUCUUGAUAUUGGUGCCCCUGAUCUGGCUUUGGGCCAGUUAGAGCAAGCAGAAAAAAAUCUUACCUCAGAUACCACUGGUGAGGGACCUUCUUCCCUCUCUAUGCUGGCCAUUCUGUUGAAAGCUCAGUACUGCUACAGCACAGGACAGGUGGACCGCGGAGUGCCCUAUCUGUGUGAAGUGCUUAAAGAAGUGAAUGAGCAGAGACAGUCAAAAAGCUGGUACCUGCUGCGUGCUCGGGCACUGCAGACAUGCAGCGCCUACCUGAGUUUGGACACAGAUGCACUGCCACAAGCUGAGCGCAGCCGUAUAACACAGCAUGGUAUAAAUAGCCCAGACAUUGCCCUGUAUGAAAGCCUGAAGCUUCUCUGCAGCCUGCUGGUCACUUUAGUGGGGAAAGGCCUGUACGGGACCAAUAGCAGCAGCUCAGAUGUGCGCUUCAUCGACCAAGGAGAUAACCUGGUGCUGAAAUGGCAGCUGCUCUCAGACCUGUUGAACUGCUCUAUGAAGAUGGUGGCUGUUCGAAGCAGCUGUGGGGCCAUCAAUGAUGCCAGGCUCCAAUGCCUAGAAGCCCUUAAACUGGCCAUCAAGCUACAAGCACUCAGCCAAUGUGCUGAGCUGCUGGUGAUGAAAGCUGAGUUGGAGCUAAUGCAAGGGGAGAGAGAAGAAAGUAGACUUGAUUUAGACAAAGUCAGAAAUCUUCUGGAACUCUGCACAGAUUUUUCUGAUCAGGUGCAGAAGACAGAGGUGAAAAUCAAACCAAGGAAAGGUCGCCCAGUGCAGAAAUCUCAGUCUCCCCUGCCUACUAUGGAGGAUGAUCUUAAGGGCAUCCUGAGCACUAGGUGGAUUGCUACAGAACCUGUAGUUAAGGAUCUGACUAGCUCCCCGCCUCUCAAAGCCCAGCCUCGCCGCUGGCUCUCCUCCCUGGCGCAUGAAUCUAACUGCCAGUGCCCCUGCUGCUCUGAGCCCUGUCUGGGCCGUGCCACUGCUCGCUGGGCUGCUACACAGGCUGAAUUGGUUCUCCAGCUGGAUCCUAAUGAAGCCAAGGCUGGUUUGAAACUUCAGUGGGCAACAUUAGCCCGCUGUAAGAGUGUCACUGCCAAACUUGGGGCAAAAUUGGCUAAACUCUUCCCUCCCUGUGGCCCCACCAAAGGCUCCUCUAAACCCUCCCUGAUGCAGGACUUGGUGGGCCGUGUGUACCUUUGCAUGGCUCUGUCUGGGCUGGAACCAAGGCUUAACAAGGUCUGUGGUAUAUGGAAAGUACUGGAAGCCGGCUUAGCAUUUGUUGAUUCCACUCCCUCUCCUGUCUUAAGACCAGUGAGAGCAGGCCUAAUGGCAACUAAAGCCAUAGUAUCAUUGAUCACCUUGGCUUCCAAACAGGGCUGCAACCCAGAGGACCUCUUCUCAAAUGCUUGGACUUGGAACACACCAAAAGAAGAUAAAGAACUGAAAUCGGAACAGAAAAUGGUGUCUUCCUCGUCCUUGCUUAAAAAGUCUAAAGAUUCUAUUAAAAACCCUGAUAUUCCCAACAAAACAAAGGAGGCAAAAAAGGUGAAGGCUGUCAAGCCCAAGAUUGAAGUGACAAGCUCCUCCAGAGGAAAGGGACUGGUUCCUAUGACACCAGUAAUGGUUAAGUCAAAGCCCUCUGUUAAAGAGCUUGGCACUUUUGACUUCAACACAGUGGUACCUACUUUGGCUUGUACUCCUGUUCAGAAGGUGAAAGCUCCUGCUUCAGCGCAGAAAGCACCGAGGACUGCCUCUAAGCUACAGUUUCAUGUGUACGAAGAAUUGUCACCAGUUCAAGACAAAGCUCAACCUGUGCCUGCCGCCCCCAGACGCACAAAGAAAUCACGUUUCAAGGUGGAGUUUAGCGAUGAGAGUGACUCAGAGGCCAAUACCCUAGCAGAGCCCAAAGAAAAAACACGUGUCCCUAAAAAGCAACCAGCCACGAGAAGAGCUGCCCACAAUUCUAAAACAGCCCCAGAUCCACCAGCAGAGAAAGUCCUGCCCAAGAGACAGGCCAAGGGUAAAAGCACUGCAGUGCCUCGGACCACGUCUUCUGAAGAUGAAAAGAGUUUGGUCUGUCAGCCUCCCUCAACAAGGCGAGGAAGAACCAGGAGGGAGCUGUCCAGGGCAGAAGCAGAAACUCUGGAAGAGCCAGACAAAAUGAGGACCAUUGAGGAGGAAAUUAAUGAAGUUCUGGACAUAAGCAUUGAGCAGCUUAGGACAUCAGACACCGAGACUGAAGACAAUCCUGCUUCAAGUAAAUAUACUGAUUUUGAGGUCUUGCGGAGGGAUAUGUGUUGUGACUUGGAAAGAGACGACUUGUCUGAACUGAGGAGUAGAGGUCAUCUGAGAGAAGGUCCACAAACCCACCUCUCUCAUCCAGACACCAGGCCAGAUAAUCUCUCUCUGGAGGAUGUUCAGUUGUUGCUGCGUUCAGCCUGGCUGGCCCUUCAACACUUCCCUUCUCCCACCAUUUACCCAACCCUCUCUACUCUUCUGGCUUUGGCACUCGGACAGCACGACCCCAUAACUACAGCCAUGCUACAUGCCCAGUCCUUGGGCAUCACAAGCCGUCAUCGCACAAUCAGGCAUUUAGCCAGUUGUCUCAAAAAGCUGAGAAAGUCGUCAAAUGAGUUGACAGACAAGAUGGAUGCUCUGAGUCUAAACGAGCUCAGUCCGACCAAAUCCAAGAAUUCUACCGAACAGAGGUUGGCUCAGUUGGAGAACAUCUUUUCCUUCCCUACUGCUGACUCCUCAUCUUUCCCUCAGAACCACUGCCAAGAGUUUAUCCAACAACUUCAACUCCUUCCCCAAGGGGUAACGGUGUGUGUGAUGUCUGUGCUUGGAGUAAAACCCGGGGAAAUGGGCAACAGCAUUAUACUGACACGUCUUGAGAAAGGAUCUGACCCUGUCACUGUUCAUAUCCCCACAUCUAAGCAGCAGGUGAUGCACCCCAUUAGUUGGCUCGUGCAGGAGAUGGACAGUAUUCAGGUGGAACAGAAGGUUGUGAGCUGUGUGUCUGAGAAAGCGAAGUGGUGGGAAGGCCGCCGGGCACUUGACUCUCGAGUUGAGCAACUGUUGAAAGACAUGGAGGAAUUGCUUGGAUGCUGGAAGAGCUUCCUUCUUCCCUUUUCAUCAGAUCCGGAGCUCUCCAAUCAGGCCCAGCGCCUUUGCAAGGCCUUGUCUGCCAGAGGAGUGAUGUGUAGUGAGGAGAUGUUGAAGGCUGUGCUGUCUGCAUUUCCUGUACUCUCCCAAGAAGACAUCCAAAGAUUUUCUCUUGGAGUUUCUCCACAGUGGGACAUGGAGUGUGACCAGCUUCUCCAUACAGCUGUGUCCCGGCUUUCAGAGAGAGACGAACCCCACGGUCAUGUGGUUCUCAUUCUGGACAAGUACCUUCAGAAGUUACCAUGGGAGAGCGUCUCCAUCUUAAAGUCUCGUUCAGUCAGUCGGAUGCCUUCUCUGCACUCACUAAUUGGACUGAGCAUUCAGAAAGAGACUGAUUCUCACUCCAUCCUGAAGCAAGGUGUGGAUACAAAGAAGGUGUUUUAUGUGCUGGACCCUGAUGCCAAUUUAGGAAACUCUCAGGACCGAUUUAAGGAAUGGUUUAGCAGUAAACUGGAUUGGGAAGGUGUAUGUGGUGUUGCUCCUGACUCAGGUCAGCUGGAAGAAGCUGUGGCAACCAAGGAUCUGUACAUUUACGUGGGUCAUGGUGCAGGCGCCCGGUUCCUAGACAGUCAGGUGGUUCUGAAACGGCAGAUGAAAGCAGCCUCUCUUCUCUUCGGCUGCAGUAGUGCUGCUCUGGCAGUGCGCGGGGAUCAGGAAGGACAAGGCAUCAUCCUCAGCUACCUCAUCGCAGGCUGCCCCUUUGUUUUGGGAAAUCUGUGGGAUGUGACAGAUCGGGAUAUUGAUCGUUUCACUAAAGCCUUGUUGGAGUCCUGGUUAUCUGCUGGGUCUGGAGCUCCCCUCCUGGAUUAUAUGGGACCAUCGCGUCAGGCUACACACCUGAAACACCUCAUAGGAGCUGCACCUGUGGUCUAUGGAUUACCUGUCCACCUGCAGUAGGUGGGCUGGUAAGCUAAAACUCUGCUAAAAGUAGGAUGUAAACAAUCUGUGCAGUAUUUAAACAAUAUUAUUUCAGUACACACGCUGGAGGAUGUGACUUUAACUUGAUGACCAGUCAAAAUUUUUUAAGUUUUAGCAAGAUUAAUGUACUGCAUUUUCUUAAUUUAAACCAAUGCUUCAAUUUUUUUUAAACCAAUGUUACUAUAGUGUGAAUGAUUUUAAAUAUCUUCCU
Molecule: messenger RNA, 6901 nt
Organism: Seriola dumerili (greater amberjack)
Lineage: Eukaryota; Metazoa; Chordata; Actinopteri; Carangiformes; Carangidae
Gene: espl1
Product: extra spindle pole bodies like 1, separase
Exons: 32
Coding region: 139-6669 (2176 amino acids)
Biological process (GO): proteolysis; meiotic chromosome separation
Cellular component (GO): centrosome; cytoplasm; nucleus
Molecular function (GO): cysteine-type endopeptidase activity
Source: RefSeq, a predicted model, not a curated record